This is a messenger RNA of Hippocampus zosterae (dwarf seahorse), 2429 nucleotides long. RefSeq names its product G protein-coupled receptor 19 (gene gpr19). The coding region runs from base 205 to 1407 and encodes 400 amino acids. The record is from RefSeq and is a predicted model, not a curated record. Gene Ontology annotation, molecular function: G protein-coupled receptor activity. Lineage: Eukaryota; Metazoa; Chordata; Actinopteri; Syngnathiformes; Syngnathidae. Gene Ontology annotation, biological process: G protein-coupled receptor signaling pathway. The transcript is spliced from 2 exons. Gene Ontology annotation, cellular component: plasma membrane.
CGUCACACAUGACUUGGUACGGCCCAGGGGCCCUCCUCCUCGUCCUCUUCUCCUCCUCCUCCGGCGAACAACACGCACAAGCGGACGCGAUGGGCACGCAGUCCCUUCUUGGUGGCCUUCGUCAUCUUUAUCUCCCACACUGAGCGCUCGCUCGAUCGUCGGCCGUUUGGAUCAUCGCGCGGCCGCUCGGCGCCCGGCUGGAAGAUGGUGUACGCGUGGACCAACACGGUGGGCGUGGAGCGCUCGCUCUUGGCGCCGGCGCUCCCCAACCCGGCGGCGUCCUUCAACCACUCGGAGGCGGCGAACGGCAGCCGGCCCGGGGCGGCGGAGGACGGCCUGACGUCGGGCGAGACGGCGGCGCUGGCGCUGGCGUUUGGCGCGCUGUGGCUGGUGUCGGUGCUGGGCAACGCGCUGGUGUGCGUGGUGAUCCACCGCAGCCGGCGGGCGCAGUCCACCACCAACUACUUUGUGGUGGCGCUGGCCUGCGCCGACCUGCUGCUGAGCGCGGGCGGCGCCCCCCUGGUCCUGGCGCAGGUGGCGUGGGGCCGCUGGCCCCUGGGCGCGGCGGCGUGCGCGGCGGCCCGCUACGUGCAGCACCUGUGCCCCGGCGUGCAGGCCUACGUGCUGCUGUCCAUCUCGGUGGACCGCUUCUACAGCAUCGUGCACCCGCUCAGCUUCAAAGUGUCCCGCGAGAAGGCCAAGAAGAUGAUCGUGGCGUCGUGUUCGCUGGCGGCGGCCCUGGCCGCGCCCUGCCUCUUCUUCUACGGCGCCGAGGGCCGCCAGUGCCGCUUCUUCCCGCCCGCCGGCCGGGGCGGCGUCUGCUACGCCGCCGCCCAGCUCCUCCUGGGCUUGGCCCUCCCGGCGGGCCUGGUCUUCUCCUUCUACCGGCGGGUGGUGCGCCACAUCUGGAGGUUCGGCGCCGACGGCCACGCCGUGCGGCGCACCAUGAACACGGUUCCUCGCCCCAAGGUGAAGACCAUCAAGAUGUUCCUGGUGCUCAACUGGCUCUUCUUUGCCACGUGGACGCCCUUCUACCUGGCGCAGCUGUGGCACCCGCGCGAGGCGGACGACGGCGACGGCGCCGCGCGGCGGAGGGCGCCGCUCUUCUUCGCCGCCGUGGCCUGGGUCUCCUUCAGCUCGGCCGCCACCAAGCCCACCUUGUAUUCGGUCUACAACGCCAACUUCCGACGCGGCAUGCGGGAAACCUUCUGCGCAUCUUCCAUCAAGUGUUACCGCAGCAACGCCUACACCGUCACCGCCAGCUCGCGAUUGGCCAAGAAGAAUUACGUGGGCGUGCUCCACGCGCCCGUCGACGUCAAGGACGCCGCGCAGCCAAGCUGGGAGCGCGACGCCAAGGGCCGCAAGAAGCUGGCCUGGGCCGCCGGCGCCCACAACACUUUUGUGUAGCGCGCCGACGUGCGGCCAAAGCGGCGCUCGGCCGACGACGCGACCGUCCCUUCGCUUCGACCGCUCGCCGCGGGGUGCGGAGCGCAGGGGCGACCGCUCGGAAGGCUUUCCGUUUUCCUCUCAACUGACAGACUUGAAUGAUUUCGGCCGCCUCCUUUCAAAUCCACUUCCUUUGGGAGUAUUUCAAUCAUUGACAGCCCCCCCCCCCCAAAAAAAAAAAGGAAGAAGUCUUGUCAAGUGCCAUUUGUCACACAGAAACGGCUUGAGGGCCCGAAUGACCUUGGAUGCUUUCUAAAAAUGCUCAUCUGCGACGUAUCGCUUCCGAUGUUUUCUCCAUGACGGCGAUCAGAAAGGCGUCUCCUGGCGCAACAGGAGGGAGCCUCGUCGUGACGUCGCACUCCAGGAGCAAAGCCACUCGCUAAGCGCACCUCGCCUAACGCCCUCCAUUUCUGCGUUCUUUGGCUCUACGACGAAAACGCCGCCGCGUGGACAAACGGCGGUUCGAGAGCGAUUGGACAACUCUCGUCUUGUCUCAACAAUGGAAGGUAAGCCUCGUCGCCUCAAAAGAAAGGCUGUGAAAUGAACUGAACUUGCGUGAUGUCUUGCGGUAGCCAUUUUGCACUUGCGCGGGAGCAGACCGCAAACCAGACGGGCGGCCCACGAUUCUUCUUGCUUUACUUGUGACCAUUUCUUUUCAGUGGUGUUUUCUUGUGGCGCCCAAAGCUAACCGCUUCCUCGCUUUUUGCCGUUCAUCUUCACGGUUUGGCUAAGCUAGCGCAAUUCAACACAUCAAUGAGCGCUCACGCAACAUGUCAAGCCUGGAUUGCGAUUGUUUUUUGUGUGUGUGUGUGUGUGUGUGUGGACAUGCCGAGGUUGUCGGGUUGACAAACGUGAAUGAAUGGCCACUGAAAGGCGAUCAGAAUUUUAUUUCCAGGAACAAGAAAGGCUCGCCGCGCAAGACAAACCAGCGACGAGACGACAUUCGCAAGAAAACGGGAGGCGGCGCGGGAGCGACAUUGGGC